AUGAUUAAAAUAUAUUUAUUUAAUGUCCUAAACCAUGUGAAAUUUGUUUAAAAAAUGGUUAAGCCUGUUCCACUUGUGUAGAUACAACAAACUAAGUAGCUCCUAGUUGUUCAUGAAAAGAAGAAGAUAUAUCAUGAACACUUGAACAAAUUAAUUAUUUUUAAAAUUGUCCAAAAAAUUUUAAAAUCUGUAGUCGAACAUCCAUAUGUACUAAAUGCUAAAAUAAUUAUUGGAGUAAUGGUGGUCUCUGUAGCUCAUGUUUAAGACCCUGUGUAGAUUGCUUAAGAAAUAGUUAUUGUAUUAUAGUUUUUUAAUUAUAUGUAGAUUGAAAAUUAGAAAAUAUUGUAAAAAUAAAACUAUUUUUAAAUCAUUAUAUGUCUAAACAUAUUAAAAAUGAUUGUACUUGCAUUGAUCCUUUAUGCUAAACACCUUCUCAAUGUGAAUGUACAGAAGGUUAUGCAAUGA
Messenger RNA from Paramecium pentaurelia, 465 nucleotides. NCBI's taxonomy places the organism in Eukaryota, Ciliophora, Oligohymenophorea, Peniculida, Parameciidae. The record is from the annotation of a GenBank genome assembly.